AUGGGCGGGAAGGUGUCAAGGGAGCGUGUCGAUGGUGCCACUGCCACGGGCGUUUUGGUGUUAAGCCGCUGCAAUCUCCACUCCUGGAAGAAAAUUGUGAAGACUCUAGCGGGGCUGUCUCAUCUCCGCGGUGUGGCGCUCGACCGGAACCGACUCUCUAAGCCGCUGCCGUCCAGCGUUCUACGUCUCGAUAUGUGGUUCACGCUGCGAACACUUGACCUUUCUUCCAACGACCUCACGUGUGCAUGUGUGCUUGGCGGUCUUGGCGGCUGUACGUCGUCGAAGAAAAAUGAGAAGCGGACUGACAGUUUGCAAGUCGUGUACCCGCUUGAGUCCCUCAACCUGUCAAAUAAUCGUCUGCUGCAGCUGCCACCACUUUUACUGGUCACGUUUCCCAAACUUCGGCGGCUUCUUUGUCGUGGAAAUACGGUCCCGCUGGACAUGGAGGGUGGGUUUGCGUGUCGCGUUGGGUCUGGUGCAGCUCUGACGAUGAUAGACCUUGGCUGCAGCCAGUUGCGUUCCUUUUAUCUUCUCGAUGGCUCUGUCGAAGGCGCUGCUCCGGAGGGGUCUUUCUUCCCCUCCCUCAGUGAGCUGUUAUUGGACGGGAACAGUCUUGGCGGCACCUUCACGCUGGUCUCCAGCCAGUGGGAGGGGCCUAAAGCGGGGUAUUUUCCUCUUCUGAAGACUAUAAAUAUCGCAUCGCAGAAGCAGAUUUUGGAGCGUGUAGAUCCUUCCGUCUAUGUUGUGGCCCCUUCACUCCACAAGGUUAUCCUCGCAGAAAACGCGAUGCAGGAUGCGAUGAUGGCGGAUCUCCGUCACUCGAAGGAGUACCAGCAGUGGGCCGAGCGGCGCAAGAGUGGUGUGGAUAAACAGCUGAGGUUUACUGGGAGUGCAGCUUUGAUGUGA
This is a messenger RNA of Trypanosoma rangeli, 906 nucleotides long. Its product is annotated as leucine richcontaining 57. Bases 1 to 906 code for a protein of 301 amino acids. NCBI's taxonomy places the organism in Eukaryota, Euglenozoa, Kinetoplastea, Trypanosomatida, Trypanosomatidae. The record is from RefSeq and is a predicted model, not a curated record. The transcript has a single exon. Gene Ontology annotation, molecular function: protein binding.